GAUGUUGAGGCUCUGGUCAGGAAAAAUAAGCCAUACAUCAGAUUUAGACAAUGGGGAUUAAGCAAUAUUCCUCCGCAAGCAUAAGAAAUGUAGAACUCUUGAAGCCAAAAUGGAGACAUGAAAUAGAUCUGAUAGCCAAGGCAUGGGCAAAUCCUAAGAUAUUCCAUAGGUAUAUUAACAAUGAAAGGGUAGCUAGGAAGAGAAUAUGCCCCCUUAAAGAUCAGCAAGGCCAUCUUUGUGUUGGACCUAAAGCGGCGAGGAAGAUGUUAAAUUAACAUCCCACACAAGGAUACUGGAAAUGUUGCAGAAGAAAUUGACAAGGAUAUUACUAGAACGUGUGAGCUUGAGUUAAAGUGAAAAGCUGGGACUUCAUCGUUUGGAAGCUGCAAGGUAAAGUAAACAAAAUCAUGAAGGGCGUGAAUGCUCUCAGUCAUUUUUUUCAGGCUGGAGGAUUCUCAAACCAGGUGGAAUAAGCUUAAAGUGAGGUGGAGAGAUUUAAUAGGAACCACAGGGGUAAUCUUUUCACUGCGAGGGCCCCCGCAUGCCAACUUGCCGAAAGGCCCAUUUCCUUGCCGUGCAGCACGAUGGCAGCACCAAAGAUACUAGAGGAGCGGUCUUUGGUCUAGUAUCUUGGCUUUGGGCAGCACCAAAGAUUGCUCCUCUAUAAUCUUUGGGCAGCACAUCAACGGCGCGCGCCCCCGUCGUUCACGUCCGGAUCAGCGCGCGCUCCCGCAGCGCCUCCCCGCGCCUGCGCGGCCGCCGCUGGUGGCAGUUGCCGCGCAGACGCCGUCCAGUAGUUGGCCAGCGGACGGAGGACGCGCUGACAGUCAGGUUCUUCGCUUUUGAAAUGUUACGCGGUUGCUGGCCGCUCCUACACUUCGACGCCGUGUGUCACUCGCACCGCAGCUGGGUGACGGCAGUCUUUCGGCCCUUGUCAAUUCGGGGUGGUCGCGGGUUGGCGUGAAUGUGAUUUCCUGACCGCUGACUGCUCCGGUGGGGAAGAUAUUGGGGGCUGCACCACCACCGACCUUCCGAAGGUGCGCAGUGGAGCUGCGCAAUCGGUGCUUGCCUAGACAAGUGUGGAUCAAGAAACUAACAGCAAAGGGAAAACUGAAAAGAAUUUAAAGGAAACAAGAAUCUAUUGACUGUGCAUGGAAGGACAGCUAAUGCGCAGGUGUAUUGGUGUUCGCCCAGGAGAAAUCGGAAUGGAUGUCACAAGCCGAUGUACGCUCGGCGAUCCUAACAAACUGCCUGAGGGAGUACCACAACCAGCUAGGAUGCCAUUUGUAUCAGACAAGCAUCCCCGGCAGACUUUAGAAGUGAUUAACCUACUGAGGAAGCACCGGGAACUCUGCGACGUGGUGCUGGUUGUGGGCGCAAAAAAGAUUUAUGCACAUCGAGUUAUCCUAUCUGCCUGCAGUCCUUACUUCCGAGCCAUGUUCACUGGUGAGCUUGCAGAAAGCCGGCAAACGGAGGUUGUGAUUCGUGAUAUUGACGAACGAGCUAUGGAGCUUUUAAUUGACUUUGCUUACACGUCUCAGAUAACAGUAGAAGAGGGGAAUGUACAGACCUUGCUGCCGGCUGCCUGCCUCCUGCAGCUGGCCGAGAUCCAGGAGGCAUGCUGUGAGUUCUUGAAAAGACAACUUGAUCCCUCCAACUGCCUUGGGAUCAGAGCUUUUGCUGACACCCACUCCUGCAGAGAACUGCUCCGCAUCGCUGACAAAUUCACUCAGCACAACUUCCAAGAGGUGAUGGAGAGUGAGGAGUUCAUGUUGUUACCAGCCAAUCAGCUGAUUGAUAUCAUUUCUAGUGACGAGUUGAAUGUACGGAGUGAGGAACAGGUUUUUAAUGCAGUUAUGGCCUGGGUUAAGUACAGUAUUCAAGAGAGACGUCCACAGCUUCCCCAGGUAUUGCAACAUGUUCGCCUACCAUUGCUCAGUCCCAAGUUUUUAGUAGGAACUGUCGGAUCUGAUCCCCUCAUAAAGAGUGAUGAGGAGUGCAGAGACCUUGUUGAUGAAGCCAAAAAUUAUUUGCUUUUACCACAAGAACGUCCCCUAAUGCAGGGUCCAAGGACAAGGCCUCGUAAACCUAUCCGAUGCGGCGAGGUUUUAUUUGCAGUUGGAGGAUGGUGCAGUGGGGACGCAAUUUCAAGUGUUGAGCGCUACGACCCGCAGACCAACGAAUGGCGAAUGGUAGCUUCCAUGAGCAAACGGCGGUGUGGAGUAGGGGUCAGUGUGUUGGAUGAUCUUCUUUAUGCAGUGGGUGGACAUGAUGGCUCGUCAUAUCUCAACAGCGUAGAGAGAUAUGAUCCAAAGACCAACCAGUGGAGUAGUGACGUGGCUCCCACCAGUACAUGUCGGACCAGUGUUGGCGUGGCAGUUUUGGGAGGGUAUCUGUAUGCUGUAGGUGGCCAGGAUGGCGUCUCUUGUCUGAACAUUGUGGAAAGGUUUGACCCAAAAGAGAAUAAGUGGGCACGUGUGGCUUCAAUGAGUACCAGACGGCUAGGUGUGGCAGUUGCUGUGUUAGGUGGAUUUCUUUAUGCUGUUGGUGGAUCUGAUGGUACCUCUCCCCUUAAUACUGUUGAACGCUACAGUCCGCAGGAAAACCGAUGGCAUACCAUUGCACCAAUGGGAACUCGCCGGAAGCACCUGGGAUGUUCUGUUUACCAGGACAUGAUUUAUGCCGUUGGAGGGAGAGAUGAUACCACAGAGUUAAGCAGUGCUGAGAGGUUCAAUCCGCGGACUAAUCAGUGGUCUCCAGUUGUGGCUAUGACAUCGCGCAGGAGUGGGGUUGGCCUUGCAGUUGUAAAUGGGCAACUGAUGGCAGUGGGUGGAUUUGAUGGUACUACUUACUUGAAAACUAUUGAAGUUUAUGAUCCAGAUGCAAAUACAUGGAGGUUAUAUGGAGGAAUGAACUAUCGCAGACUGGGCGGUGGAGUGGGUGUUAUCAAAAUGACACACUGCGAAUCCCACAUAUGGUAGAGCAGUAAAGUUUGAUAUCCUUGCUGCUAUUGGAUGCUGUAAUUGUUUAGGAGAGUACACUUUCAUUCUGGUAUUCGGUUCAGUAGAAUCUAGCUGCUGAUCAAUCAAAGUAGGAGAUAUUCAGAGCUCCGUGCAAUAUGUGAUCAACGGGAAAAAAAUGACUUUUAUGUUGAUCCAAUGAACAGUUCCAAUGAUAUUGCAGAUUGAUGCCUAUACAAGUAUUGUGUGUACGGAAGCUUUCUCAUUCAGAACACCUCAAAAAUGGGCAGAAUAGAAAAGUUGCACAAUUGUAACUUGAAUGGUAGUGAUGAAAUCGACUUUUUAAUCGUCAUCUUUCAAGGAAUUUGAAAUGAAAGCGGAUGUUGGUUUACACCUUUUGGAGAUGACUACCAAAAUAUGGAAAUAAUCUAGUUUCUUUUAGACUGUACAAUUCCACGUACUCUUAAGAAAUAAAAUAUUUAUGGUGAAUGUUAAGUUGGAGCAAAUGCAAACUCGAGCCCCCCCCCCCCCCCCCCCCC
This is a messenger RNA of Leucoraja erinaceus (little skate), 3499 nucleotides long. RefSeq names its product kelch-like family member 20 (gene klhl20). Lineage: Eukaryota; Metazoa; Chordata; Chondrichthyes; Rajiformes; Rajidae. The transcript is spliced from 12 exons. The record is from RefSeq and is a predicted model, not a curated record. The coding region runs from base 1152 to 2981 and encodes 609 amino acids. Gene Ontology annotation, molecular function: protein binding.